AUUUUUUCCUUUUAAGUUAUUUUGGUCUCCCAAGGUUAGAGAUUCCCCUUCCAUGAUCUGAUGUUUCAUCUUUACCUUCUCUCUCCUUCCAAUUUCUUCUCAUCUAUCCAAAUAAUAUUGCAGAAUCGUACACCAGAUAUUUUUAUUUCUUUAUCCAGCCGGACACAGUUUGUUUUCUCUCAUCUAGCUUGAAUUCAUCAUAAACAUAGGAGGGUUAAUGGAUAGAAUAUUGCUCAAAUCCGAUUCCUCGUUUUCUUUUCUUUUUGUUUAUUGUAUAGGUUGGUGAUUGGAUUCUAGAACAUCCAAGGAAAUGGAACAUGGUGCUUUAGUGCUAAGCAAGCGAGACGUUCAUAUGGACUUACCACCAGGUUUCCGCUUCCACCCCACUGAUGAAGAACUCAUUACUUACUACCUUUACAAGAAGGUUAUCGAUGCCAGCUUCAGUGCCAGAGCCAUUGGAGAAGUUGACUUGACCAAAUCAGAGCCAUGGGAUUUGCCCUCUAGCACAGGAGAGAAGGAUGGGUACUUCUUCUGUGUGAGGGAUAGGAAGCACCCAACUGGUUUGAGGACAAACAGGGCUACCGAGGCUGGUUACUGGAAGGCAACAGGAAAAGACAAGGAGAUCCACCGAGGAAAGAUUCUUAUUGGGAUGAAGAAGACCCUUGUUUUCUACAGAGGCAGGGCAUCCAAAGUAGAGAAGACCAACUGGGUCAUGCAUGAAUACAGAUUAGAGGGAAAGACUUCUGUCCACAACCUCUGUAGAACAAAAAUGAAUGAGUGGGUGAUCUGCAAAGUAUUCCAUAAGAACUCUGGAGAGAAGAAAGAUGCAGAACUCAUGGAGAUGGGCUCCUGGUUUGAAGAUGGAUUGGAUUCUGCUCUUCGAGCUCCAUUGAUGAAUGAGCACUACGGCAGAAAGAACAAAGCUUCUUCGACAUCCAUCUCGACCCAUAUGACCUGCUUCUCCAAUGCCUUGGAGGGUGACACAGGCCAUGAGGAGCUGUUGGAGAACUGCUACACAUUUGCCUCUCUCUCUGAGUCCAAUUUUUCGCCAUCAUCACUAAAUCUCUUUGAUAUGCCUCUGCCUGGCUCCUUGAAUACCACCAGCCUUGGGGCUUCUCAGAACCCAGGUGCCAGUUUAGUGCAAUUGCUUGAGAAUAAUGGAUAUAGCAAGGAGGAGAGUUUCAAAAUAGAGAGGGAUCUUAUCAUCAUUCCAGCUCUCAAAAACAAUUAUAUGGACAGGCACUUCUUUGAUUGCCAAGAGAAGACAAAUGCUUCAGCUAGGCCUCUGUGAUGGGUGUUUCUAAACUACUGAAAAGAAGGAUUUAAUGCAAGCAAAAAAUUAAAUUUCGAGGAGAGAGAAUUGUACUGCUGGUGUGUGCAUGUAAAUAUUGGUUUCAGCAUGAAUAUUUAGAACUUUAACAGAAGAUGACAGAAAAUUAGAAUAUUUUGGAGCAUUAAGAUCAAUGUCUUGGAAUGUUGUUUCUUAUAUCGCUUGAAAGCCUUGUUUACAGGUGUCUUCUGAAUUGAGUGCUGAGUAUUUCCUCAUUUUAAGAUUA
This is a messenger RNA of Phoenix dactylifera (date palm), 1556 nucleotides long. The record is from RefSeq and is a predicted model, not a curated record. NCBI's taxonomy places the organism in Eukaryota, Viridiplantae, Streptophyta, Magnoliopsida, Arecales, Arecaceae.